Messenger RNA from Daphnia pulex (common water flea), 1190 nucleotides. Its product is annotated as carbonic anhydrase 2-like. The record is from RefSeq and is a predicted model, not a curated record. Lineage: Eukaryota; Metazoa; Arthropoda; Branchiopoda; Diplostraca; Daphniidae. The coding region runs from base 113 to 1057 and encodes 314 amino acids. The transcript is spliced from 8 exons. Gene Ontology annotation, cellular component: plasma membrane. Gene Ontology annotation, molecular function: zinc ion binding; carbonate dehydratase activity.
AAAAAUUCUCCCGAUUUUCUUAGUCCUUUAUCAUUGUCUGUACGAACAAGUGUCAUUGAAAGUUAUUUCUUGUCAGUUGUCACCUCUACAACAUUCGCCUCUCCUCUCCGAUAUGCAAAUCAACCCACCUUUUUCCUUCACGCUGGUGAUUUUUGUUUUGAUUCGGCCAUUAACGGGAGCUGGUAUCAACGUGACUACUUUAGACCCAGCAUUACUCGAACGAAAUGUAAUCGGGAACGCGUCUGCAAUGAACACUACGUGGGAUUACGAUGAGUCACUCAAGUGGCCGAUUCGUAUCGCUCCUUGCGGAGGUGAACACCAGUCGCCCAUCAACAUCGAACCAACCAAAGCCAUCGUCACUGAUUAUCCCCGGCUGUCAUUUGUCCACUACGACAAAGUCUUUCCUGAGACUGUCACCAAUAAUGGACACACAGUGACGCUACAAAUUCACAAAGACGACGGGGAUGACAGGGAUCUGCCUUACAUUAAAGAUGGAGGGCUUUCGGAUCGAUACAUUUUCUAUCAACUUCAUUUCCACUGGAGUAGCAACAACAGAAUUGGAAGCGAACACCGCAUAGCCAACAAAAGAUAUCCGGCCGAACUUCACAUCGUUCAUUACGGCCAAAAAUACGACAACUUUACAGAAGCCUCUAAACAUCCGGAUGGAUUGGCCGUUCUCGCCAUUUUGAUUGAGAUGGAAAAGAGAGAUAACAUCGCCUUCCGGCAUAUUGAGCACUUUGAUGAAAUCACUCGCCCUGCCAAUUCCAGUAGCGCGGGAAUGAACUCGAGUGUUACAAAUCUGACCAACCCGGUCCCAUUGGAGGAUCUUCUGCCAGACAGUCCGUUCAGCUUCUAUCGUUACAACGGGUCGCUAACUACUCCGCUGUGCAACGAAGCCGUCAUCUGGACGGUGUUUGACAUCCCAAUCGCCCUCUCGCAACGUCAGAUGGGCGAAUUUAGAAAACUGUUCAACACAGAGGGCUAUCACUUGAUCGACAACUUCCGUCCAGUUCAAUCGCUUCACGGUCGUUUGGUGACGUACCGCUCCGAGAACUAGUCAAUGUACACUAGAAAUAAUUUGACGCCAAAACCGCAAUGAGUUUUAGAUAUUUUAAUUUGUUUUUUUAAUUAUUCGUGCAAUAUUAUACCCAUCGAUUUCUUAAAUGCAAAUAUAAAAUAAAAAUACCAAA